Heterobilharzia americana is the source of this 455-nucleotide messenger RNA. The record is from the annotation of a GenBank genome assembly. NCBI's taxonomy places the organism in Eukaryota, Metazoa, Platyhelminthes, Trematoda, Strigeidida, Schistosomatidae.
AAAAGUUUGUUUUCGUUUAACAAAGAAAAGAAUAAUUAUUUUUAAAUGGAUAAUAUAUUGGCAAUGACAAUUGUAUUCAGUUUCUUGUUGUAUUGCACAAAAGCACAAAAUGAACAAUAUAAUAAAGGUUGUAAUGCUUAUGUACAGAAUGUAAUGAGUUAUUGUGUUAAUGUAAUCUUGGAUACAAGAGGUGCAAAGUUCCCAUUGCAGUCACUGAUGAAAUACUGUCGUCAAUAUCCAGAAUGUGACAAAGAACUCAACAAAUGUAUACUGAUGUAUUUAACCCGGGGUCCAGGUGAAAAAUGUGUCUUUGCUCAAAAUCUCGCCCGAACACUAGAUAGAAAACUAAAAUCAUAACAUCGAAAUAAACUUAUUUAAACAAAACUCUUCUUUUUGCGUAAUGCAUAAUUACUUGUAUUUAAAUGUAUAGAAAAAUAACUGUUUUAUUUCAAGCA